Molecule: messenger RNA, 2299 nt
Organism: Drosophila busckii
Lineage: Eukaryota; Metazoa; Arthropoda; Insecta; Diptera; Drosophilidae
Gene: Wnt2
Product: protein Wnt-2
Exons: 5
Coding region: 1124-2200 (358 amino acids)
Biological process (GO): neuron differentiation; cell fate commitment; multicellular organism development
Cellular component (GO): extracellular region
Molecular function (GO): frizzled binding; cytokine activity
Source: RefSeq, a predicted model, not a curated record
CCCGGGCAGAGACCACAAUUCAAAACUUUCAGCACGCAGUCGAGCUCUCAAGUGUGGAUGCAACACACGCUGCGUUUGGGAUCGUGUGUGUUGCAUUUUGUCGGCUUAGGCCUUUUAAUUGUGUCACUAAUGAGCCGCAUUUAUGUUAAUCUCGGCACCCGGGUUGCUGUCUAAGCCUUUCAAGCGCUCAGCCGCCGCCGACGGCUGCUCCUGGCUCAGUUGGAACGCAUCUUUAUCUCGCGCUGUGAAUUAACAUACAACAUUCAAACACUCAAAAGCCAAAGACACACACGGACGGCAUUUGGUCUUUGCUGCUUUUUUUUUUUUGGUAGUUUUCACCUGCUGCGCCGUUUAUGGUUAUUGCCGCAAUUUCGUUGUGACAGUCGGAGGCGCUUUAUCAUAAAUUAAAAAGUCGUGUAGUUGGAAACCGCUGGACCAACUGCCCGUAGCGACUGAUCGUGUGGCUGCCGCUGCCGCUGCUGUGGCAUCUUCUUUUGCAUGCGGAGAGUGUCAGUGUUAGUGCGUGUGCGGCUUAGUGCUGAUGAAUGAGGCUGUUGAGGUUGAAGCCAAAUCUGUGCGCUGAGUUAUUUGCAUGAAUGAAACACUCAGUUGCUCUGGGUGAUAAACGAGCUUGAACGCGUUCGAGAGCCGCAAGCGAACUGUAAACCAAUCUUGACCAUCUCUUGCGAUGACUUAAUUUUCAAAAGCGCGGACAAGCGUGCGUCAGGUGCUAAUUAGCAUAUGAACAAAUACAAAUACAAAUACAAAACGCGCAUAUAUUUCGGCAACUUUAGUUUAUUGCCUAAACAAUUUGUUAUUAGUUUAUGGCCGGCUGCCACUUUCCGGCUGCGGUUUCCAAUUCAACAAACGGCACAUAAAAUUUACAAAACGUCCAAAGUGCAUAAAACAAACAAUAACUAAUAAUAAUACUAUGCCCAGUGUAUUAUUGUAAUUGUGCAAGGCUCAGCUGAAAAAUACUAAAGCCAAGUGUUCGAUGGCAACAUCUAAGAUUUCAAAUCACCAGCAGCAGCCGCACAUAUUUAGUGUGAAAAGAAUAUGAUGAUAGUGGCAUUUGUGUUUCGUUUCGUUGUGUGUUGCUUGCGUUCUUUUGUACGGCGUAGUCAUGUGGAAAAUACAUAACAAACUCUUGAUAUACUUGCUCUGGAUUAUGGAAAUAAGAUUAGUAUCCAGCUUUACGUCCGCCAAGCUCUGUGGCCGCAUACCGGGCAUGACAACGGCGCAGCGACAGCUCUGCAGCGAGAUGCCCGAUGCGCUGAUAGCGCUGGGCGAGGGUCACCAGCUGGGCGCACAGGAGUGUCAGCAUCAGUUUCGCGGCCAUCGCUGGAACUGCUCCGAGGUGUGGCAGCGCAAUGCCUUCGCGCAUGUGAUACCCAUAGCUUCCAGAGAGGCUGCCUAUACUUAUGCCAUAGCUAGCGCAGGAGCGGCUUAUGCAGUGACUGCAGCAUGCGCCAAGGGCAACAUAUCCGUCUGUGGCUGCGACAUGCAACACAAGACGGGGCAGGGGCAAGCCAAAGCAGAGAACUGGAAGUGGGGCGGCUGUUCUGCGGAUGUGGAAUUUGGCAUGAAGUAUUCGCGCAAGUUUAUGGAUGCGCGUGAGCUGGAGCGUGAUUCGCGCUCAUUUAUGAAUCUGCAUAAUAAUCGCGUGGGGCGCACGCUGGUGAAGAAGCUGCUGCGCACUGACUGCAAGUGCCACGGCGUCAGUGGCUCGUGUGUGAUGAAAACCUGCUGGAAGAGCUUGCCGCCGUUCCGCCUGCUUGGCGAUAAGCUAAUGCAAAAGUAUCAAAAAGCCAAAACUGUUCAAGCCAUAAAAGGCAAACGUGGACUGAGAUUAGUGUUAAGCAGAAGGAAGCACAGCCGAGCAGCAGCUGCUGCCGCCGCCGCCGCCGCCGCCGGACAGAAACCGGCCAUAGUUGCGCCCAAGCGCUUGGAGCUCAUCUAUCUGGAGGCAUCGCCCAAUUAUUGUGAGCGCAGCAUACAGACUGGCACGCUUGGCACUGCGGGCCGACCCUGCAAUCGCACCGGUCACGGCCCCCAAAGCUGUGAUCUGCUCUGCUGUGGGCGUGGCCACAACACGCAACACAUACGACGCACUAGUCAAUGCCGCUGCCAGUUUCGCUGGUGCUGCGAGGUGAAGUGCGAUCAAUGCGACGAGAGCUAUGAGGAGUUCACUUGUAAAUAGACAGUCGGCGUUUAGAUUGCAAUGUGAAACUUGCUAUGUAGUAUUAUUUAGUUAGCAAUAGCCACUAGUAUUAUAUCGAAUGUAUUAAUGUACACACAC